Messenger RNA from Esox lucius (northern pike), 7024 nucleotides. RefSeq names its product SATB homeobox 2 (gene satb2). The record is from RefSeq and is a predicted model, not a curated record. The transcript has 14 exons. The coding region runs from base 3339 to 6101 and encodes 920 amino acids. Gene Ontology annotation, molecular function: RNA polymerase II cis-regulatory region sequence-specific DNA binding; DNA-binding transcription factor activity, RNA polymerase II-specific. Gene Ontology annotation, biological process: regulation of transcription by RNA polymerase II; chromatin remodeling. NCBI's taxonomy places the organism in Eukaryota, Metazoa, Chordata, Actinopteri, Esociformes, Esocidae.
AACAAAAAGUGUAUUUAUUCGUUUGUAUUGAACACAGAAAAUCAUAACUUACAGAUAAGGUCUACACAGCCUUUCACCCUGAUGAUAUAUUAUAUUAUUGCUUUGGAAUUGCAACAUUUAGUUUUAUGUUCCUUUUAUAUUUUGAGCCCUUGUGAAAUAAAUUAUCUUGCUAUUCCAUAAACCCCCACACAGUCGUGCUAUUUCUACGUGAAGUGGCUGGUUUUCUUAUUUUUAUGUCAUACUGUCACUAUAUUCACUGAGCAAAUGAGAUGCCGACAGAAAAUCAAAUUAACCGGAAGCCUAACUAUAAAAUAUGAGUAACCUAAAUUAUCUAAAUUCACUUUUUAAUUAAUAUAUUUUACAGCACGUUUUGUCCUAUUGCAUAGGUUUUUUUCCCCCUUAAGGCUUCUUUCACACACACACAUGUUAAGUUGCAGUCAUAUCGUUUGUAUUAAAUUCGGCAUUUGCCUGACAUAUUCCAGAUGCACUAUUCUUUAAGUUAUUUUGCUGACUUCUUGAAUUUAAAUGAGCUUUGUGCUGGAGGUCUGCAUCAAAGCACAGGAUCAUUUCCUAUCAAAUCCCAGCAUGGACUUCAAUAGGAAAUAAAUAAAAAAGUGUUUUUCUAAUUUUGGGGCUGGAAUGACGCAGUGGGUUCCGAAGUGCUCAGAAUCUAGAUGACAUCUUAGUCUCAGUCUGUCCGUCCAAAAACCUAGUUAUAUUCGGGUCACUUUUUACAUGUAGACCUCCCAUCAGCAUGUCGGCCCCUCUCUCAUUGCGAUUUGGACUUAUUUCUCUCCGCCCCUGCCAAAUAGGCAAUAGCUUUUCAUUAGUACCUGUAAAUGCUGUCUUCUCAGUUGUCCUGAUUAAUAAUUAGUGUAAUGUUUAAUAAAGGCUCUAUGGAUAUUAUACCUUUUAUAAUAUUUUAUUGAAACGCCUCUGGGUUUUCUUUUUCAAUUGGGGCAUUUUUUGUCUUUAUUGUUUCACAUGGCAAUGUUCACUCUUAAUAAAACCUCCCUGCCUCUGAGCAGUCUCAUCAUUUCUGUUUCCAGUUUCCCAAGAAAUGGGAAAUAGAUUGAGUGGAGUGACUGAUGCUAAGGCAUAGGCGUCCCCAAGCAGUAUAAAUAAUUAAAAAUAACUCGUGUUUUGCACGAGCAGGUGAAAUGCAAAUUAUUCUGCAACUGGAAUGAAUAUGGCUACUAAAGACGAGUCCCCCACACAAGCCAAGAGCUACAUAGAUACCAUCUUCUCUCCAAAUGGCAAUUCAGUAAGAUGUGAUUUAGGUCUUGCAAGUCUCUAGAAAGAAUUGGUGGAAUAUGUCGUACAUAUUAUUUGUUACAUUUCUUUAACAACGUAAGACUGAAUCACUCAAACGUCAUUAUCAUACAGUUAUUGACCCCUCAGUAUAUGCUGUUUUAUAUAUUUCUGUGAUUAGGAAAUAUAAAAGUAUUGACAUAAAUCUUUUAAUCGUUAAAAUGUUAAAUCUUGAUACUACUCUUGGACAUUACAGCAUGGACUACAUACAUUCUACAUUGUUUUCUUCUCUCUGGGAAACAAUUCAGUCUGCAGUUACUAUUGCCGUUUGUUCAUUUCAAUUGACUUUCAUUGAAGCAAUGUGAUAAAUGCGGGUAAGCUUUGAGUUGCCUGUAGCAUGUGUCAAGCGCUUUGCGCACAGAGAAUACCUUCGACUAAUAAAUUGAUUAUUAUUUAUUUUGAAGCCUAAUACUGUUUUGGUAUUAUUGAAAUGUAAUAUUAGUUCAAUUGUAGCCUUAACCCUAUUCAUUGUCAGUUAAUAUUCUGAGUUAUAUCGAUUUAGGCCCUAAUAAUAUUUGAUGAUACACAUUAUGUACCCCUUAAUUUCGAUUUAUUUUCACCUUUGGAGACAUGGGCAUUUUGAUAACCUAUGGUUAAAAAAAUUUAAUUGCAUGUCUCUAUAGUUUAGUGACACAUAAAUAAUGUUUAUUAUUCUCUUUGCACACGCAGACGCUGCGUAAAAGUGACACGUUGUGCCAAGCCUUAUUCCUUUUCCUAUAUGAGCCGCAAACACGUCAAUUUAAACGUCUCGUUUAGGCGUAUGAAUGAAGAUUACCUCUAAUUUUCGCUUUACAAUUGGGACAUUUUUAGGUUAAGUUAAAACAAAUUACAUAUUUGCCGAGGUCACGUCGGCCACGGGCUAGCUUUAGGACCAUCUUUAAAAUUCUACCAUUUCUUUAUAUAACUGAGGUCGGGCAUUUCACGCCCCAAAAUGUCCUCACUGCAAAAAAACUGUUUUAAAUAUCCCUUUAAAAAUGAACCAGGCGUUUAUUGCAUCUGUUAAGUAUUUUAAUUACACCAACCACUUCACCACUUGCAGCCCCGGACUCGAAGGCGCACGCAAACACGCUCACUCACUCAUUCACUCACGCACACAAACAAACAAAUUGUAACAUCUUUCAUGCCUGCCUUUAUAUAUAUAGCCUGUUGAUGAAUUGGUUCCUAAUACAUUUGCAUAUAAUUAAUAAUAAUAUAGGAACUAUUGUCUGGAAAAAUGUUAUGUGCUUAGUCUUAGUUCCCAAAAGGGAAUUGAGGAACCCUACGUAGACCGACGCUGCUCACUCGCCCACGCUGCACUGCUCAUCAUCAUCAUCAUCAUCAUCAUUAUCAUAUUUAAUAUUAUUGACGAAUGAGCUACGCGCAUCGGCCGGGUUCAUCCACUAUCCCCACUCCAGCGCCCCAGCGCGCGUAUUGUGUUUUCAGCCAGAUUCACAACCCUACGAUCAGAAGAACUAAUCCAGGACUGCCAACACAUUCGUGAGUCGUAAAUGAACCUUCAGUACUCCAGAAAAGCACCCACGAGUUCAGAGGAAGAGAGAUUUUUUCCUCGGCAGUGUCUAACUGGGAACGACCGACACAACGUGUGAUCAAACGACUGUUGCUGGCGGGUUGACAAGUUUCUCUUAGCAGCGAGACGCAGCGGUUAGAGAUCCAGCAGGAUCCCCGCGCUCAAGAAAACCAUACAUCUCGCAUUGGUCUCGGGCGAAAAAGACUCUGUUUCUCUCUCUCUCCAUUUCUCUCUCUGAGGCAUACACCACGAAAAGCCAACGCACAUUGUCUACUGUCUACAAUCUCUCUCAUUUCCCCCGGACUUGGACUCGCUCACUUCCAUUGCUUGGGGCAGGAAGUUGUGUCCAGCAGCACCGACUCCAGACGAUUUCCGCCAGUUGUGGAGCCGAAGCAGCCCAGCCCUGGAUUCAAUACUUUUAAUCAAUGGACAGAGCCUCCUCAACGGCCAGCAGAGAUACAGACACGCUAUAAACAGCCCUUACCCACUGGCAGUAGCCCCUCCUGGUGGCUGGAGGGGGAUGGAGCGUGGCGGUGGGGAGAGCCCUCGCAUGCAGGACAGUCCUGAGUGGGAGCGAGAGCGACGGGGUGGUAGCCCGGACCUCAGCGGACCCCCGCCGGUGAAGUUAGGACGCUUGGAGCUCAACGGGAGCCCCACAGGGCCACGCCUCCUGCGCCACAAUGGCAACCCGCACAGACCUCUGGGAGGUCUGAUGAUCCCGGUGUUCUGUGUUGUGGAGCAGGCAGGGCAGGACGGUGGGAUGCAUCGGGAGCGUGAGGAGGUGGAGAGGAAUGAGGGCCAUAGAGAGGAGCAUGCUGAGUUCGUCCUGGUCAGGAAGGAUAUCCUGUUCAACCAGCUUGUGGAGACGGCCUUGCUGGCCCUCGGCUACUCCCACAGCUCUGCCGCGCAGGCCCAGGGUAUAAUCAAGGUGGGCCGUUGGAAUCCUCUGCCCGUCCACUUCCUCACGGACUCUCCAGAAGCUACUGUGGCCGACAUGCUGCUGGAUGUAUACCACAUGGUCACCCUCCGCAUACAACUUCAGAGUUUUGCCAAGCUGGAGGACCUUCCGUCGGAGCAAUGGAACCACGCCACAGUGAGGAACGCUCUAAAGGAGCUUCUUAAGGAGAUGAACCAGAGUACGCUGGCCAAAGAGUGCCCCCUGUCACAGAGUAUGAUUUCCUCAAUAGUAAACAGCUCCUACUAUGCCAAUGUCUCCACGGCCAAAUGCCAGGAGUUUGGACGCUGGUACAAGAAGUACAAGAAAAUCAAAGGAGACUAUCUGGAGAAGGUGUGGCCGGGAAGAGAAAAUUCAGAAAUCAAAGUGGAGAGAGACAGCCUGGCGGACUUCUGUGUGCUUGGACAGCGUCCCCCAUCCCAUCUGACCAGCCUGGCCCAGCUCAGCCACCUUGGAGUGGGCAGCGGUGGUCUCCUCAAGAGUGCAGACCCACCCCCAACCCCACCCCAACCCCCGCAACCACUACAACACCCUCCCUCGCCCCACGGCCAGCUCCACCACAGCCCUCCUCUACGCGGGCAAGUUCCUCCCCCUGGCCCUCCAGCCUCCCUCCAGCCUCUCCUCGGACCAGGUGGACUCCUCUCCCCCCAGCUCAGUCCUCAGCUGGUCCGACAGCAGCUAGCAAUGGCUCACCUUAUCAACCAGCAGUUAGCCGUUAGCCGCCUGCUAGCCCACCAGCACCCGCAGGCACUCAACCAGCAGUUCCUCAACCACCCUCCCAUCCCUCGACUCUCCAAGGCAGGGGCACCUGGUGACCCUGGGAACAACCCAUCUGCUGCAGAGGUCUCCACUGAAAUCUACCAGCACGUCAGGGACGAACUGAAGAGAGCCAGCGUUUCGCAAGCCGUGUUCGCACGCGUGGCUUUCAACAGGACACAGGGCCUGCUGUCGGAGAUCCUGCGGAAGGAGGAGGACCCUCGCUCGGCCUCACAGUCCCUGCUGGUCAACCUUAAAGCCAUGCAGAACUUCCUCAACCUCCCCGAGGGAGAGAGAGACCGUAUUUACCAGGAGGAGCGCGAGCGAAGCAUGAACCCCCCUGUCGGCCUGCCCCCUACCCCUACCUCCAGCCCCGGGGGCCCCCGCCUCUCUCAGGACAUAUUUAGACCGACCAUCACUAACCAUGUCCCAUGCCACCUCAUGCAGAAGGUGUGGGAGAGAGGUAUGGACGAACAGUUAACACCUGAUGCCUGGGCUUCUAUCUGGAAGAAUAAGACCAAAAUCUCUAACUCGCCCAAGCUGCCAGGCCCUAACCCGGACAUGCCCUUGAAGAUGGAGUCUCUGGUCAACAUCACGUCCGGCAUCUACGAGGAGAUCCAGCAGGAGAUGAAGAGAGCCAAGGUGUCUCAGGCGCUGUUUGCCAAGGUGGCAGCCAACAAGAGCCAGGGCUGGCUGUGUGAGCUGCUGCGUUGGAAGGAGAACCCAAGCCCAGAGAACCGCACUCUGUGGGAGAACCUGGGUACCAUCCGGAGGUUUCUGACCCUGCCUCAGACCGACAGGGACCUGGUGUAUGAGGAGGAGUCCCGUCACCACCACACUGAGAGACUCCACACCGUGCUCCACCUGCCCCAGGACCCGCAGCUGUACUGUCUUUCUCACCAGGGACUGCACAGGCAACCCCCACAGGCCCUGAAAGACCCUUCCCCCAUGCGCGAGGAGCCCAUGCCCACCCAGGGAAUCGAUGAAGGUUCGCAGAACGUGGAAAGAGGUGGCACCGCUAGCAGCUGCACGGGGGGAUCCGGAGUCAGUGGCGGGGGGGUCGUCAAGAAGCCUCGGUCACGCACUAAGAUCUCUCUAGAAGCUCUGGGAAUCCUGCAGAGCUUCAUCCAGGAUGUGGGUCUGUACCCGGACCAGGAGGCCAUCCACACCCUGUCGGCCCAGCUGGACCUGCCCAAGCACACCAUCAUAAAGUUCUUCCAGAACCAGCGGUAUCACGUCAAGCACCACGGCAGGCUGAAGGAGCUGGGAGAGGGCGCCGGUGGCGUGGACGUCAGUGAAUACAGAGACGAGGAGCUCCUAUCCAGCUCGGAGGACCCGGAGUCCAGCGAAGACGGUCACGAGGAGAUGUACCCCACUACGGAGAGAGAGGGAGAGGAGAGCAACGCGGCAGGGUCAGCCCCUGCCCUGGCCACAGCCCAGCCUUCAGGGACCGGCAUGGAGGAGAACAAGGACAAGGGUCUUUGUCAUGUUCUGGCUGGGGGCCGAGCAAGCUCCCUGCCCCCCAACAGCUCCUCAUCCAGCCCCAGAGAUCAGACGGACUUCCAGAGAUAGAGACCCAGAGACAAAAGGAGAAACUGGAGGAGUCCGGCAGAGACCGACGUAGGACGGAGACAGUGUGGGAGAUUAGGGGAAGCGAGGCGUAGAUUAGAAAAUAACCGUGUCACCGGCGCGCACACACACAUAUACUGACAGAUAUAUGAGUGAGUGAAUCCAGUGAAAAUACAAUGUGUUACCUCAGCAACACGAUGCAGGGAUAGGCCAUGAAACAGCAGUCAUGAGUAAUAUUGUACGAAAAAUCCUGUUCACUUAGGUCGUGAACUGGUGAACUGACAAAACACGCAGAACUCACCUCUGUCAAGAAGAGGAACUCGCCACAUCUACACCACUCUUGAAUUAAGCCAAUCACAAAGCUCAGCUUCACCUAUGAGGGCUGGGCUCUAGUCUGCGCCGUCCAUUGACUUCUCUCCCAGAUAUCUCAAUACGCCCACACUCUGAACACUAGUGCUUAUUUGGCGGUUGGAUCUUGGGUCAGGCCCUAACGGACUUCAGAGACAGAGUACUGGGGUCUGCCCAAAGCUCCAGUCUCCUACCCUCCCUCUCCUGAACUCCAUGUCGAAUGGCCGGCAGUUUGUUUGGUGGGCGUUUUGAGGCUUUACUCCACCUCCUCCCCUACUCCACCCCUGUCCCCUCUUCCACUCAGCGUUGGCAGUUUGAGUUGGGUGGGUGGAGUUUGGGGUUUUGGGUGGAGGUAGGAGCCGUGGUAUGGGGGAAUUAGUCCGUGAUGAACGAAUAUGGUUCGUUGAGCUUCGCUGUCCCAGCCGGCGCUCCUGUCGCCAUCCCUCCAUGGAACAACUGCACAGCCCAUGGGUCUGGAGGCGUGGAACAGACCAAUACAUCCCGUCAAACCUCUACCAACUAUUCUUGUGCCCCAUCUUGGUAUCUCCACACUCCGGCACUCAUCCCCCUAUGCCCCC